UGUCACCAUCUCCCCCACCAAGAUGGAUCCCGCUUCCCCCAACACCAUCCUCAUCUGCACCGCCAGGGGCUUUUACCCCCUGGAGAUCGAGAUCCAGUGGCUGAAGAAUGGGAAGCUGGAGGAGGAGGGCGUGGCCUUCGGGGAGGAGCUCCAGAAUGGAGACUGGACCUACCAGCUCCAAGUGAUGCUAGAGACCCAGCCCCAGCGGGGGGACGUCUACACUUGCCAGGUGGGGCAUGUCAGCCUGGAGGCCCCCAUCACCGUCCAGUGGGAGCCCCGUUCCUCCAGCUCUGCCAGGAGCAAACUCUGGACAGGGAUCAUGGGGGCCGUGAUAGGACUGACGUUCCUGGCUGUGGGGCUCUUCUCCUACCUGAAGAGCAAGAAAGCCACUCCCAUCCAACCUCCUGCAGCCCUCAUGAAUUAAUCCUGCUCUCUGAUGCAAAGGAUAUUUUUUUCUUUAGUAGCUGAUGAUUCUUUGUCCUGUUUGCAACCUCUGAGAAAUGGAGGCUGAAGGUGGCAGGUUGGGGGGAGGAAGAGGAUGGUAGCUUCCUAUGGGGGCCUCCUUUUCUUGCGAGGGAGGGGUGGAGACCCUCUAGAUUGUCCCCUGGGAUGCUGGGCCGACCUGUCCCUCUAGCCCCUUCAUCUCUCCUGGCUUUGAACCCACAGCAGCUUCAUCUACAUUUUUCUUCUGAUGAAUCACUUCCCUUCCCUUCGCUUUGCUAUGAAAGAAUAAACUUUAGAAGCAGUAAACCCUGGACUCC
Notechis scutatus (mainland tiger snake) is the source of this 761-nucleotide messenger RNA. The record is from RefSeq and is a predicted model, not a curated record. NCBI's taxonomy places the organism in Eukaryota, Metazoa, Chordata, Lepidosauria, Squamata, Elapidae.